AUGUCGUCGUCAUCCUCCUCGUCCUCGUCCUCGUCCUCGCCAUCGUCGUACUCGUCCUCGCCGGUGGUUGAGCCGUCUUACACGGAACAACAGGAAAAGGUCCGGCGUAGGAAGACUGUGAAGAAGACAAAGAAGAAGAAGACGACAAAGGUCAAGUCCAAGUCGGGCAAGGGCAAGUCGGGCAAGAGCAAGUCGGGCAAGAGCAAGUCGGGCAAGGGCAAGUCGCUCAAGCGCGUUUACCACUCGUCGGGUGGCUUCUCGUACGAGUACCAGACCGAUACCCGCUCCGGUGAUGCGUCGUCGUCGGCUUCGGCCGCAGACUCGGCCGACGUGGCCGAGCUCCGUGCGCGGAUGCGUGCUCUGGAGGACCAGCUCGCAGAGGCCACCAUGGGCCACGGAACCCAGGCUGAUCGCGUGGAGAAGGACAUUUCGCAGCUGCAGGCGCUCAUUGCCGCCAAGACCCGCGACGGUGGCAUCAAUGGCUCGGACGGCCUCCCGCCCGUCAAGCGCAAGCGCCGCAUUGUGCGUCAUGCCUCGGGCUCGUCGUCCGGCUCGCUCUACGAGCUGAUCAAGCUCCGCAAGCCGCCGACCUACUCGUACUCGUACUCCCCAGCCCAUUCCUCGUCGUUCCGCGCUGACCCUCGGUUCUCGUCGUCGGACACAGGCGCAUCAUCUGCCUCGGACCGCCGCUACCGCAACGACUUUGCCGAGUUUGACGCCGACAAGGUCGGCCUCAACUAUCGCUCCGACUUUGCCGGCUUUGACGACGACAAGCUGGAUCCCAACUACCAUGGCGACUUUGCCGACUUUGCCGCAGACAAGGCCGGUGCCAACUACCGCACUGACUUUGCAGACUUUGACGCCGACAAGGCCGGGCCCACAAACUACAACUCCGACUUUGCCGUCCUCGACCACGCCGGUGCUCCGCCACCGUCAGACUCGGAGGAGGACAUUGUCUGGAACAAAUACGCCAAGGACUACGUCAAGUACGUUCCGCGCCGCAAGAAGUACCGUGUCCGCAAGCGCCCCAAGGUUUACUCGUACUCGGCCAGCCGCUCGUCGUCGUCGUCGUCCUCCUCCUCCUCCUCCUCCUCCUCGUACUCGUACUCGUCGUCCAACUCAGAGCUCGAGCGUCAGUUCCGCAAGCUCGCCAAGAAGUUCGACGCCCUCAACCACCAGCUCGCCUACGCCCUCGAUGACCGCGACCGCCGCGUCGACGCCUACGAGGAGGACAUUGCCGCUCUUGAGGCCCAGCUCCGCCAGAUGCAGCUGCAGGCCCAGAUGCUCGCCAUGGAGCCGACCUACUCGUACUCGUACACUUACGAAACGUACUCGUACACCUACUCGGACUACGAGGCCCUGCCGCGCCGCGGCCGUCGUCGUAUGCGCGUUGUCGCAGCCCCGUCUUACGAUCGCCGUCGCCGCCGCGACAUGGCCGUUGUCCUCCGCGGCGACCUCUCCGAGCGUUCCUUCGCCUCCACCUCGCGCCGCUCAGCAAAGGCCGUUCCCGACGACCUCGAUGCUCGCCUCGCCGCCCUCCAGGCCAAGUUUGGCGCCAUCGAGAAGAAGAUCGCAGAGACAGACGCCGAGUACCGUGAGCAGGCCGACUACUUUGACCACCGCCUCAAGGAGGCCGACUCGCGGGCCGAAAAGGUCGAGAAGCUCGCCCACGGCUCGUCUGCAAAGUCGUCCAAGGCCAAGGCCAAGGGCAAGGCCAAAAAGGGCAAGGCCAAGAAGAGCAAGACCAAGAAGGGCAAGACCAAGAAGAGCAAGAAGUAA
This is a messenger RNA of Thecamonas trahens ATCC 50062, 1779 nucleotides long. RefSeq lists its product as uncharacterized. Lineage: Eukaryota; Apusomonadida; Apusomonadidae. The transcript has 2 exons. The record is from RefSeq and is a predicted model, not a curated record. Bases 1 to 1779 code for a protein of 592 amino acids.